Messenger RNA from Haemonchus placei, 543 nucleotides. NCBI's taxonomy places the organism in Eukaryota, Metazoa, Nematoda, Chromadorea, Rhabditida, Trichostrongylidae. The record is from the annotation of a GenBank genome assembly.
AUGGGCACCAUCGUCGCUGAAAAUUUGGAUGAAGGAAUCAGUACAACUCCACUACAAUGUUCUGUGUUUAUGAAAAGGCAGAAAAAGAUUGACCCCGAGGUAGCGAAGCAACGCGAAAUCCGUAGAAGAAAACGGCUCGAGAAGGAAAUCAGACAAAUGCAGAAGCACAGUAAGAAACCAAAGCCAGUUGAUGAGUUAACGCUGGAUGUGAAAUCUGCUAAAAAUAUUAGUGAACGAUACCGUGAACCUACCGUUCUGACAGAGGAUCAGAUCGACGAACGAGCGGUCUCUGCGAAGCAGUAUACACGCAGCCGCAACGAGUUGCAAAAGAAGGACGACGCGUGGGUUCGAAUGGUCAUCAAAGCACAAAGGAAAGCAUUGCAGGAGUUGAAGCUCAUCGAUCCGGUAUUAUAUGAAAAAGCCGUCGAGCCAGUUUCCUCGCCAGUGCAUGUAGUUGUUCAUGGACCAGGACUGACUCCACCAAUUGCCAAUUACCAGUCACCGGAUGGUGACUAUUUCGAUACUACUCGAACGUGGACUUGA